AUGAUGGACGCAAUGGUACUGCCCGCAGAGCUGGUCGAAGCCCAACUUGCCGCCAUUGAUCUGAUCGCGGCCAUGUAUCCCUCUCCGGGAGAAGUGGAGGUCUCCGAAUCCACCACCGAGUGUAUUGCCAGCCUGCGCGAGUGGUGUCUGGACCCAACCUCUGCGCCGGUAUCACUGCAGAUCCCAUCCAGCAUCUCCGUGACUGUCCGUCUCCCAAUCGCAGACGAGGGCAAGAGUAUCCAAGUGCACAUCUCCUUUCCACUCCGAUCAACGGGGGGCCAGGAAAGCGCGGACCAACUUCCGCCAAUUGGAUAUUCGUUACGGCAGCCCGAGUGGAUGUCCAAGGCGGAAGUGGCAGCCUUGUCUGCUGCGAUCCCGACAGAGGACACCUUGGAAGCAUUUGACUAUAUUCAAGCAGAGGGUGCUCGCUUUCUCGAAACUAAGCGUCGCCAAGCCAUGUCUUCCAGAGAAGGGGGGGAGACGGACGCGCAAGGACGUCGGACCGGUCCCCUAGUGCGAGUGUGGCUCUAUUUCCCAUCCCUCUCAACGCGGAAGAAGCGCGACGAUAUGGUCCAUCUGGCCCCCGGAUAUGCACUGACGGGCUUUGUACUCGCGGGAAAACCGGGAGUGCUUUGCUUAGAAGGGCAAUCGGGGGACAUUGAUGCAUACAUGAGCUUCAUCAAGACGCAUUCCUGGGGUGACAUCCCGAGUCAUCAAAAGAAAGUCAGUGAGCGAUUCCGAGAAACGGAAGAUGUCCAGCGAGUGUUCCCGGGGAUGGAGGAGAUCACAGACUCGUUGGGGGAACGCGGUGGGCAACGAGCCAACCGAGGUGAUAUGCAGGCUUUGGAGGCAUGGCUGGGGAGCAAGGGAUUACAACAUGCAUUUGAAAAGGUCAUAUUCUAG
Penicillium oxalicum is the source of this 903-nucleotide messenger RNA. Its product is annotated as DUF1115 domain protein. The transcript has a single exon. The record is from RefSeq and is a predicted model, not a curated record. Bases 1 to 903 code for a protein of 300 amino acids. Lineage: Eukaryota; Fungi; Ascomycota; Eurotiomycetes; Eurotiales; Aspergillaceae.